Messenger RNA from Priapulus caudatus, 1438 nucleotides. Its product is annotated as GATA-binding factor 2-like. NCBI's taxonomy places the organism in Eukaryota, Metazoa, Priapulida, Priapulimorpha, Priapulimorphida, Priapulidae. Gene Ontology annotation, molecular function: RNA polymerase II cis-regulatory region sequence-specific DNA binding; zinc ion binding; DNA-binding transcription factor activity, RNA polymerase II-specific. The record is from RefSeq and is a predicted model, not a curated record. Gene Ontology annotation, biological process: cell fate commitment; negative regulation of transcription by RNA polymerase II; positive regulation of transcription by RNA polymerase II. The annotation marks the transcript as partial. The transcript is spliced from 2 exons.
UCGGCGGCGAAGAGAGCGGGCACGAACUGCGCAAACUGCGGAACGACGACGACAACGCUUUGGCGCCGAAACCAAAAUGGCGACCCCGUCUGCAACGCGUGUGGCCUCUACUACAAACUUCAUGCGGUCAACCGCCCGAUGACAAUGAAGAAGGAAGGCAUACAGACGCGGAACCGCAAGUUGUCGACGAAGAGCAAGAAGAAGAAGGGUCACCUUCAGCUAUCGGCGCUCUCCAUCCCGGAGAUCUGCAAGCCGCACCACGGCAUGGACUCCAAGUUCUCGUCGUUCGGCAGCGCCGCCGGUCUGUCACACUACAUGCCAACAGCGGUGACGUCGCAUCUCAGCCACUACGUACCGGCCGUCUCCAGCUCAUUCGCCAUGCCGCAGUCGCACCACGCCGCCAGCUCGCUGUCCUAUCACCACCAGGGCUCGCUGUCGUUCGGCACGUCGAAUGGCUUUAGCGGCAUCGUCGGCGCGCUCGCAUGAGGUGUGCCCCGCGAGAGGGCGCCGCCGUCGUCGCAUUAGUUCCGCGAGAUGGCGCCGCUGUCGUCGCAUGAGGUCGCCCCGCGAGAGGGCGCCGCCGUCGUCGCAUUAGUUCCGCGAGAGGGCGCCGCCGUCAUCGCAUGAGGUCGCCCCGCGAGAGGGCGCCUCCGUCGUCGCAUGGAGGAGCGCGCCGUUCUCCCUCUCCUCGUCUCCUCCCUUGAUGCUCCCGCUGACGGUGUGACGGGAGGGUUCCUGUUCCGACCUUCUCCCGCGCGGGCGGGGGGAAGGCGCGUGAUGUCUCGGCGCGCGAGAUCUAGACUGUGUGAUGCUGCGUGCAACGGGAAGGAAGGAAGGGUGGAGAGAGGAGAGGUAUUCGAGGAGGAGUAUGAGGAGGAGGAGGAGGAGGAGGGGAGACGCCUCAAGCAGCGACGGAAGGGAUCCCUGUGGAUACUUGAUGUCGAUACAUCAAUAUAAUGUAUACAAGAGGUGAAUACCUGUAUAACGUAUAUAAAUUAUGUAUACCUGUGGUGUAUACCUGUGUAAUGUAUACAAAUUAUGUAUACUUAUGGUGUAUACCUGCACAAUGUAUACAAAUUAUGUAUACAUGUGGCGUAUACCUGCACUAUGUAUACGUGUGGUAAAUAUCUGUAUGGAUUUGAGGAGGAAAACAUGAGCUUACUUACUUAUAACGAUGGUCCCGUAACAUAGUACGUGUGCACCGACUACCGGAUGUGUGUGUGUCACCAAGCCCUCGCUGUUUCUUUAUUUAAAUAAUCGUCACCACGUAUGUAUGUGUAUAUAUAUAUAUAUAUAUAUAUGUAUAUAUAUACGUGUGUGUUUGUGUGUAUGUGUAUAUCUAUAAUUAUAACGAGUCAAUGAAUAUCUUACUUUAUAUAGGAGAGAGAGAGAGAGAGAGAGAGAGAGAGAGCGAGAGAGAGAGAGAGAGAGAGAGAGA